AUGAACUCAACCGCGUCUGCUUUAGAUACGAAUGAUGCAUUUAUGAAUACCGUCAUCGAUCCGAAGACACGUUUUCGCCAGACUCCGGAAUCACGCCAUCAAGAAGCGACAACUAUCCCUGGUGCCAAAAUCGCCAAACAUCGGGUUUUAGUGGCAGGGAGACUACACGCUAGCAAAACGACACUUGUGAAUGGCGCGGCUGUGUGUGGCACAACCUUUGAGUCUGGCAGAGAAAACAUCGAGACGGAAAUCCCGCAAUCCUAUCUCUUCUUGCACGACUCUGCGGGUUUUGAGGCACCAGAUUCAAGCUUCCGGAUAGUUACAUCAUUUCUCGCCAACCGUGGACUGUCGCGAACAUUUUCGGAACGUGUUCAUGCAAUAUGGUAUUGCAUAUGCACCGACACCGCGAUGCGCUUAGCGCCCGGGGAUUUCUAUUUUUUCGACAACGAUUUUGCUCAACAAGUCCCGGUCAUUGUGGUUUUCACGCGAUACCGCGGCCUAGUCACUACAGCAUUCGCAGAGCUUAGAAGGACUCUCAAUCGGGUAGAAUCUAAAGAAAAGCGAUUUGAGAAAGCUCGAGAGUUACUCCGACUGGGAUACAUUGAUCGACUGAAGGCACUCCGGUUCCCUCCAACUGCAUACGUUCAAAUUGAUGAUUUGUUGGAGGAUAGCACCACCUUGGAGCAUCUCAUCCAGACGACACUUGCCUUGAUGACGGAAGAGAAUUUGAGGCCCAUGGUUUUCUCGGUGCGACAAAACAACCUGGACCCUUUUAUGGAAGCUGCGGUCAGCGCAGCUUUCGAUGCAAAAGACGGCUCCGGUAAUAUUAGUCAAUUUCGAAUGCGCGCUUCCAAUCACCUUUGGCAGACCUCGCGUCCUGUAUUCUACGACAUUAUCCUCAUAUCUGGAAAGUGGGUCCGUAAUCUCGACUCUGUCGCUUCUGCUGAGAUCGGGUACCAGAAUGAAGAGCCCGUUGAUUUAACUCGAGCAAUGGCUAGCCUGAGCGACGACCAUCUCGUAGGUCGUGUCUCUCUCCCUCAUACUGGGUUUAAACUUUCGAAGGCGCGGGUGGCUGCGACCUGCCAGUCAAGCUUAUCGGGGAAACAUUCUACACGGGAUACUUCGGCAUACACGAAACGCGCGGAUGUGAUAGCUACUUUAUGCAUCUGUCUCGAACAGACUGCCCUAGAAUCAUCUGCCUCCAUGGCCGACUUCCCAAGCGCAUUUAACCAGGCGGUGGACGCGUAUUUCGCCCCGAACUCCGUUGUGCGCGCCUCGGUCAACAAAGAGAUCUCAAAACUCUCUCCGCAAGACUUCCGAGAGACACCGGACCCGGCGUCGGACCGGCCGACCCGCCUGGCCACCGCCAAACUGGUACACAUAAUAAAAACACAUCGGCUGCGUUUGACAACUUGA
Messenger RNA from Mycena indigotica, 1416 nucleotides. RefSeq lists its product as uncharacterized. The record is from RefSeq and is a predicted model, not a curated record. The transcript has 12 exons. Lineage: Eukaryota; Fungi; Basidiomycota; Agaricomycetes; Agaricales; Mycenaceae. The coding region runs from base 1 to 1416 and encodes 471 amino acids.